Colletotrichum tamarilloi is the source of this 654-nucleotide messenger RNA. RefSeq lists its product as uncharacterized. The record is from RefSeq and is a predicted model, not a curated record. The transcript has a single exon. The coding region runs from base 1 to 654 and encodes 217 amino acids. NCBI's taxonomy places the organism in Eukaryota, Fungi, Ascomycota, Sordariomycetes, Glomerellales, Glomerellaceae.
AUGCCUCUCUACAGUGUUCCGCUCGCCCGGGCAAAGAUGUGGCUCCGUCGACGAAGAAGACAACCAUGGUCGCCACGGACAAGCCUCUUGGACGAAGCCAGAUGUUCAGUUAUAGUCCUCCUCGGCGCAUGCUUCCUCACCACAAUUCUGGUCACCAUAACCUUGAUGAGAGCAUCCUCGGAGUCCAAACAACCCAUCGCCUGGAUGGCGGAGCUUUCGAUCGUCCUGAUUAUCACGCAAACUUGUUACGCAGCUGUCUUUAGCAUUCACAAAUGCAUUCUUCCCCCGCCUGGUCGCAUUAGUGGUCUGGUAUACUUCUACUGGCUUACCUGGAUCGGCUUGCAGGCUCUCAGCUUCUUCGCCGUGCGGCACGCCUUGCACGAAGAUUGGUCGCAGACCAAGUACGUCGCUCUCGCCUGGUUGUUCAUGAGCGCCGGGUCCGUCCUGAUAUGGACAUACGUAUUGGUCUGUUUAAGAGGAGAGAGACACCGACGGGGGAGGACGUUGCGACAUGACACGGCUGGUCAGCUUCUGGUGAUGCAGAUGGAGACGAGAGAGCGAGCCAUUGACAUGGAAGCGGCCGUGAGCACGGUUCAAGCACCACCAUCCGUUGUCGUGAGGGAGGUGAAGAACGAAGAUUUGAGGCUGAGCUGA